Lates calcarifer (barramundi perch) is the source of this 6084-nucleotide messenger RNA. Its product is annotated as macrophage mannose receptor 1. The transcript has 32 exons. The record is from RefSeq and is a predicted model, not a curated record. The coding region runs from base 28 to 4395 and encodes 1455 amino acids. NCBI's taxonomy places the organism in Eukaryota, Metazoa, Chordata, Actinopteri, Centropomidae. Gene Ontology annotation, molecular function: signaling receptor activity.
CUCACAUCCUUGUCAAACAAUGCAGGGAUGAGAAAUUUUAGAAAAAUGCAAACAAUUAAGAUAACUUGGGCAGCCUUUGUGCUCCUCAUCCAAACAUUACAAUGUUUGGCUUCAGAUGAUUCAUCAUUUGAACUAACUAACAAGGCCACUGGUUUUUGUUUGGUUAAUACACAUGGUUUCUGCACUUCUGUUCGCUGGACAACUGGUGACCGACUUAUGGUUGACUUCUGGAAUGUGUACAAGUGCCUGGGAGCCCAGGGGAAGAGUGUGGGAAGUGGAGUGACCCUCUACGACUGUGACGAAAAGAGCGAACUCCAAAAGUGGGAAUGCAGGAAUGGAACGCUGCUCGCUCUCAAAGGCCAAGAGCUCUACAUUGAAAUCACUACAGAUAACACGGCCGUUCUCUCCAGAACAACAGGGCCCAAUAACCACCUCACAAUUCAAGGGACGUCUGUUGGUGCUUGCACAAGAACAUACAGAGAAUUUUACACCAUCGGAGGAAAUGCACACGGUCGAACCUGCAUGUUUCCCUUCUUGUACAAAGACAAGUGGUACGAAGACUGCACUACGUUUGAUUCCUCAACAGCGCGUCCAUGGUGUGCAGUUGAAACAAAAUUCGAACAUGAACUCUGGGGCUACUGCCCAACUAACUCCAAAGAACACUGGAAGAAACACAUCACAACAGGAGUAUAUUACCAACUCAACAUACAAUCAGCUCUGACUUGGACAGAGGCUGAAGCCAGCUGCAAACAGCAGAGCGCCUCACUGCUCAGCAUCACCGAUCCUCACGAGCAGGCUUAUGUGUCAGCACUAUUAGCAGCAGAGGGAAGGGGACAGGGGGACAAGCUUUGGUCUGGACUGGCCAUGGAUCAAGAACAUGGCUGGCAGUGGUCUAACGGGCAGCCUUACCGUUAUCUGAAUUGGGACUCAGGACAUCCACUUGGUAAACCUGGACACAGCUGUGGAAUAAUUGAUGGUGAUGUGCAGUACUCCUGGCAAAGUUCAACAUGCACCAAGAAACUGGGCUACAUCUGCAACAGUGACGGAACUGUGGCUCCUCCCACUGAAGCUGCUGAGACAGGAUUUUGCUCAGCACCUUGGAUUCCCUACAAUGGCCACUGCUUCCACCUUAAUCGCACCAAGAAAACAUGGUCUGAUGCUCAGAGAGCCUGCCACAUGGAAGGAGGGGACCUAGUCAGCAUCCGCAAUGUGGAGGACCAGGGCUUUGUCAUCUCUCAACUGGGAUAUGGAUCCACUGAUGAGCUUUGGAUUGGUCUGAAUGACAGGAGGACAGAGAAGCUGUUUGAUUGGAGUGACCACUCUACUGUCAGCUUCACUAGCUGGGCAUAUGGGGAACCAUCUCUAUCCGCUGAUGCAGAAGACUGUGUUCUCAUUAAUGGAGAGAAUGGGAACUGGGCUGACCGUGUAUGUAACGAGAAACAUGGCUUCAUUUGUAUGAAGACGAGCGCCUCUGAACCUUCUGGAGGAGAAGUGGAUCAGAACGUAGGCUGCAAAACGGGUUGGAAAAGACAUGGCUCAUACUGCUACUUUGUGGGGACAGCGACAAAGACGUUUGAUGAAGCUAAAGAGGACUGCAAGAGUUCAGACUCCUACUUGGCAGAUGUUUCAACGGGGGUGGAUAAUGCAUUCCUUGUCAGCCUGGUGGGCUUGAGGCCAGAGAAAUACUUCUGGAUCGGGCUCUCAAACCAGAGAGACAUUGAUCAGUUUGUGUGGACCAACACAGACACAGUGAGGUUUACUCACUGGAACACUGGAAUGCCAGGUCACAAUCAGGGCUGCGUUGCCAUGACAACGGGGAUUUUGGCUGGCCUCUGGGAUGUGUUGCCCUGCACCAAUAGAGAGAAAUACAUCUGCAAACACCAGGCAGAGGGGGCAGUUUUAACCCCUGCCCCACCAACUGUUUCCCCUCCCAAAUGUGCGGAUGGCUGGACUGAACUGGGAUCAAGACACUACUGCUAUAAGUUCUUUCAAGAGUCAUCCUCAAAGAAGAGGACCUGGUAUGAGGCCAGAGAUUACUGCAGGGCCAUCGGAGGAGACCUCCUAAGCAUCCACAGCGCAGUUGAGCAACGAAUGCUACCAGAUCGCUAUGGGACAGCCUGGAUUGGACUUAGUGCCCCUGACCCAGUCACUGGUUACGUAUGGAGCGAUAGAUCCCCAGUAAAUUUCCAACACUGGAGCAGUGGAGAGCCAAACAACCAAAAUAAUGCAGAAUCUUGUGCUGAAUUCAUUGGCCAUAAGAGGGACUGGAGCGGGUCUUGGAACGAUGAACAAUGUGAGAAAUACAAUGGAUGGCUUUGUCAGAUCCGUGCAGGAAAGACACCAAAGCCGCCUCCAGACCCUGUCAAACCUAACUACAAUGAGACCUCAGAUGGGUGGCUGGAAUGGAAUGGAAAUCAGUAUUAUAUUAAUACAAGACGGAUGGCCAUGGAAGCAGCUCGUCACUUCUGCAAACAGAAGCAUGGUGACUUGGUGACUAUCGACAGUGAUGCUGAAAGUGUCUUUUUAUGGAAACAGAUAUCCAAACUUUAUGGGUCUUUCUGGAUAGGCCUGACUGUGGAUCUUGAUGGAUCAUUUUCGUGGAUGGAUGGUUCUCAAGUGGUGUUUCAAAAGUGGUAUGAAGGUCAGCCUGAUUUCAAGAAUUAUGAUGAGAACUGUGUUGUCAUGGAGCAAUAUACUGGGUUCUGGCAUGAUUAUAACUGUGGCUUCGAGCACCGGUCAAUUUGUAAACGUAAUGGCUCACCACCUGCCAACACCACUGUAGCACCAACAGUUCCCCCCAAAGGUGGCUGCCUACCACACUGGAAAAAAAUUAACUCCAAGUGUUACUCCAUCAUAAACAACCAGAAAUUAACAUGGGAUGGAGCAAGGAAACAAUGCCAAGGAAUGGGUGGAAACUUGGCUUCUAUUCCUUCCAGACAUGUGAAUGCAUUUUUGACAUCUGAGAUGGCUGCCGCGCCAACUACAGACCUAUGGAUUGGUUUGCAUAGUUUCCAUCAAGGUAAAUUUUUAUGGACUGAUGGGCGACAAAGGUCAUAUGUCAACAUGGAUUUCAAGCAGAUGCUUUUGCGAGGGUACAGGCCUAUGCAUUUCAGAAGGUUUCGAGAGCAUUUUAGCUUCUACGAUCAUUUGCAAGAGGACAAAUGUGUUGUGAUCAACACCAAUCCUCUCCUUGGUAUUGGUAAAUGGAUACCUAAGUCCUGCAAUGACACCAAUGGAUUUAUCUGUCUUCGAAAUGUUGAUCCAGCUUUCCCAGACUCCCCUGAACCAACAGUUCCUACCAACUAUGUCAAAAUGGUUAAUGACUCCAUCAAGGUUGUUACUCAGCCAAUGACCUGGAAUGAUGCCAAGAAGUACUGUGAACAUGAUAGUGCCAACCUGGCUAGCCUGCGAAAUGACUGGUCACAGGUCUACAUUGAGCUGAUGGCUUUGAAUCUCAAAGCUCCUCUGUGGAUUGGACUGAACAAAGUGCAGACCAAUGGCUACUUCAGAUUUAUUGAUGGAUGGCAAAUGAGAUUUACGCGCUGGGGUCGAAAUGAACCAAGCAGAGACCGACCUUGUGUCUACGUAGAUAAUGAUGGAAAAUGGAAGACUGCUUACUGCAACGAGACCAUGAACAGUGUUUGUAUGAAGUCUACAGAUGUGCCACCGACAGAGUCAAGUCUUUAUCCAGGAAUUUGCCCUGAAGACCCAAGUUCAUUGAGCCCAAAUCAGAAUUAUUUCUGGCAACCAUUUAAGGGUUAUUGCUACAUAUUUUUCACAGAGGAACUACGGUGGUCAGAUGCAGCUGCUAGCUGUGCACGACAUGGUGGGUCAUUAGCCAGCAUUGAAGAUCCCUCUGAGCAGGAAUUCAUUGAAAGUAAUGUGGGAAUAUAUAAAGACAGCCACUCUUCUUUCUGGCUCGGCUUGUAUAAAAGUCACAAAGAGGAGUGGUUGUGGUUGGACAGAACAGUCAUGGACUACACUAACUGGGAGGAAGGUGAACCUGAUUCUGAGACCCAUGGAGCAAUUACUACAUCAGAUGGAAAAUGGAAGACAGGCACAUAUUGGUAUCGUAAACCCUACAUCUGCAAAACAGCCAAAGUAUUACCACCAACACCAUCACCAUCAGUCAAAGUUGGGAUUAGUCAUCAUCAACGUAGCUACAUAAUUGUGGCAGUUGUGCUGACCAUCGCUGGGAUCACCGUGGUGGCAAUGAUUGCCCUCUUUCUCCUCAACAAGUCUGGUCGGCACUUACCCAUCCCUGACAAAUUAACCACCUUUGACAACCCACUCUUCUUCAGCAAUGAGCAGUCCCCCCCUGAUGUGGUUGACACAGGUAAUUCCACUGGUAUGAAUGCAGAGGAAGAGAACCCUGAGCCUGUUAAGACUAUGUGACUUUGAAAAAAAGAAUCUAACAGGACAAGUAUUUAUCUAGGACUUGAGGUUACCGACUCUUGCAUGGCCAGUGAUUUCAGUCAGUUCUGAAAUGGGAGGAGUUUCAACGAAGCUGGCAAUGAGAAAGACUGGUUAAUUCAAUGUUCUGAGAAGAAUUUGACAUUCUUUUUUUAAAAAAAACUUUAUUAUUACUAUUAGUAUUUGUGUAUUUUUUUUUACCUUUGCUACAUACUGGCUGCUGUGUAAAGCUAAGAGCUAGAACGUCUAGUUAACAAUAAACAAAGCAAUAUAACAAACAUUAUUAUAACUGCAUUUCAUUAUUUUAACUGUUACACGACACAUAUCUUUAUCUGACUUGAAUUUCUAGUCAUAAAAACAACAUCACUGAUGGAUAUUUUUCAUUCACUAUCUUUCAGUUUUGUACUGUGACCUCUCAGAAAGGUGACUCCUUUGGUUUUAAGCUAAGUUAGCCUGGCUUUCAGCUGGUGUUUUUCUUAUUGUCAACAAAUCUAAUAUAAAUAUCAAAACCAACAUUGGAUGUUCAAAACUAAAAUGAUUUUUUGUUGUUUUGGAGAACGGUAGAGAUCUAUAGCACAGAGGUGUAAUUAAUUCAGCUGAUCAGCUUUCAGACCACAGAUCAUGCUUAAAAUCACAUUCUGCUAAGAGGCUUAAUUUAUUUAAAGUGGACCAAAUUGUCAUGAGGUGUAUCUGCAGGGGGCCAAAAGGGGAAAUAUUAAGGCCAGAUUGUGCUGAAAUACACAAAAAGAUUUGACUACAUAUGAAGGAUUACCAAACUCUCAAUUCGUAUUUGGGGUUUCCCAGUUCCUUUGUCUACUAAGCAUUUGUACUUGUACAUCUCACCUGUUUGACCUCUUACUCACCACCGGUGUUCUCAGUUCACUUCUCAGAUACAUAGAGACCACUUCCUCUUUCACACUGCAUUCUUUUCAAAAUGAUACAGAUCAAUGUUGUUCCAUCAUUUUAGUCCAGUUGACCAAAUCACACUGUCUGUAACUCAUUACCAAUGAAUUCUAACAGUGUAUAAACCAUUUUCAGUAGAGAACUAAUUAUCACUGAGUAGAGAUUAGUCAUCAGGGAUGUUUAACAUAUUAUUUCAACAUCAUACCUCUACACUGAAAAAAACACUUUUAACUGCAAUGUCAUUUACAAACAAUACUUAAUAAAAUCAUGUAAAAGAAAGUGUUUUUGCAAGCCAUUCAUUAAAAAACAGGCAAAAACUGUAAAUGAUAUUCACUGCAAGAUGUUUUUUUUAAACAUUGUUUAAUCAUAUAUCAUUAAGUCAUUUUACCACUUCAAAACCUGUCAAAUUUGUUGACACAUUUUACAUAUACAUUAUUUGAAAAUAAAUUGAAUUAAACUCUAAAAAAAGUAUUUUUAGAAAAUAAUUAAACAUAUUAUGAACUGCAUAAUUAUAUUUAAGCCUUGCUUAAAUAGCUGCAUGCUGCCUCUGUGGGCAAAACUACAAAAUAUAUUGAUCACUUUUUAAUAAUGUGUAAUAUAGUAGACUUUGUGAAAUCAAAGUCCUAUGCUGCACACAGUAUUUUUCAUCUUGUGACAAUCUGCAAUGAUAUUGUAGCAUGUUCCCAGCAUGUUUUGAGACAAUGUGGUUGUAGACAUUAGAUUAUGUGAAAUUGUGUUUUAAAUCAUUAAAGCUGUUACUUGACUCAU